Molecule: messenger RNA, 8040 nt
Organism: Nycticebus coucang (slow loris)
Lineage: Eukaryota; Metazoa; Chordata; Mammalia; Primates; Lorisidae
Gene: LYRM9
Product: LYR motif containing 9
Exons: 3
Coding region: 3884-4354 (156 amino acids)
Source: RefSeq, a predicted model, not a curated record
UGCCCUUCUUUUUGUUCAUUUUCUUUAGAGAAGCCUGACUAAUACAUCUGCUACAUGCUGGACAUUCUGUCCCAAUGUUGAGACCAUAACAGGCUAGCACAACAAGGGCGGUCACAGAGGAUGCUAUUCAGGGCUUAGUGUGCCUCACGGGGCUGGAGGGUAAGAGGUGCAGGUAAAGGGUAGGCAGGGGCCAGAUCAAGAGGGGCCUUGUGGGCAGUGGGAAGGAGUCUGGGUUUCAUUCUGUAGACUAUACUUUCUGCACUUCCUGCCACUUUUCAUGAUUUUGCCAUGCCCUCAUUUCAAGUGGAUUGUUUGAUACACUGAAAAAAUAAAUUUUAUACCCAUUUAAAAAAACGCUUAAAAACUGUGAAAACAUGGGUACUUCAUGUUUUCAUUGCACAUGAAUAUAAACAUAAAAUUAUUAAUCAUAAGAUGUUGGUCCAUUUAAUUCUUUUUGUAGAGACAGAGUCUCACUGUACUGCCCUCGGGUAGAGUGCCGUGGCGUCACACGGCUCACAGCAACCUCCAACUCUUGGGCUUACGCGAUUCUCUUGCCUCAGCCUCCCGAGCAGCUGGGACUACAGGUGGUCCAUUUAAUUCUUAAAAUUAUUUUAGGUAUUUGUCCCACAUUUUGGGAAAAGUUGCCAUGAAUGACGAGGGGUAGGAGUGGAUAGCAGGGGCCUUCGGAAGGGACAGGUGUUUUGGAAAGAUUCAGGCUGUUGAGUGGAGAAUAGAUUGUAGGGAAGUGGUUUAGAAAACAGGGAGACUGUUGCAGUUGUCCCAGUGACAGGUCUGAAUCGGGGUGUGCAGUGGAGUGGGGUGUGUGUGUGUGUGUGUGCAAAUCUGAGAGGCCAUACAGAAGUAGAAUUUGAUGGGAUUUAAAACCAAAGGCAUGGGGCUUGAGGGAGAAGGAGGAGUCUGGAUUGCCUGGGAAGAGGGAGGUGCCAUCACAGAGGCAGGGGGCUGGCGGGCAGGCUAAGCAAAGCAAGCAUUGCUAGGGCUAAAGGGUUUGACUCCAGCCUUACCAAGGAUGCUGUGAGGGUCAUUGCCCCUUAAAUAAUGGCAAACCCACGCUUUAAAUUAAAUUAAAGCACUUUUAGGUUUAGUUCCACUAAGUGGACCCACACAUGUAUUCUCUACUAGUUAUUACUGAGAAUGACUAAGUAUUAUAAUUGAGCUGAAAAUAAUCUGCCGCCCAUACUUGCUGGGUUGGUUACUAAGUAUUGCUUGGGGUUUUUAAGCAAGGAAACAAAGUUGUGCUCCUUCCAAAUGUUAAUUUUGAGGACUCCAGAUGGUGACCAUCUGUUCCACGACUAGCAUUUUACAAUAUUUGAUUACUACUUUAUAUAGUUUGGGAAAACCUGCCAAGGGAGUCUGCCCAUCAGGUUGGGGGCUUUGGUGGUAUGUUCUCCGUGGUUGCCCUUGAAGUCUUGGCCACCAUUCUGUGGUGUUCCCACUGUCUGUGAACGAGUGGCUAGUCAGACUGGCAAAGUGGUGAUUCAUAGCAGGAGGAACGUGAGGAGCCCUGUCCUUUUCAAACUCUUCCUUAAGAGCUGGAACCGUCAGAAGCUCCUCAGGGAAGAUUUGAAACUGCCUUCAGGUAGGUGGUUUUAGGGCUCAGGUGAAUCCUUUGGGCUUGGUUUCUCUCAGGGUCUCAGCUCUGCCGUCUGCUCUGUGGCUGUGGCCCCAGGCUGCAAGAGGAGGCAAAAGGGCUUCACUGCGACAGAUCCUCUCAGCCUCAAGUUUAGUGCGAAGGAGCUGGAGUCCUUUUGGCCAGUUCUGUGGCGGUGUUGAGAUUUACUCUGAUCAGCCCAGCUUUUGUCAUGUGUCCAUCUCUGCAGCAAUCCCUGUACCCGUGUGAAUGCUGGGCUCUGAUUGGUCAGGUCGGGGGUGGAGUCCCACUCAGCCCUUGGGGGCUGAGGGCUUGGAAGGUGUUUACCCCAAAUCGCACGUUAGGGCUGUUACCAGAGAGGAGACUAGAUGAGGAGGCGGACAACCACCUCUCCACACCAGUGUCAGAUUAGAGCCCGGAGAACCAGGAGGAAUUGGCUAGCUUAGCUGUGGAGACACAUUUAUUGUUGCCAGGAAGAUAAUGUGUCGGAAAUAGAAUGAAGAAGCCUCUGAAACCACUUACUUCAUACGUUUCCUUUCUUAGUUUAAGGGCACCCAAUAGAUUUGGUGUUCUGGUUCUUUCUUUUAUUGCGGGGGGUGAGGUGGGGUGGGGGGCAGAGGAGUUGUCUUUCUUUUAUGUUCCUUAAAAUUAAGGCCAGUCACUAAAUCUCUUUUAGCUCCUUCUUCUGGAACAUAGGGCUUCUUAGAGGGGAAGUCUGUAGAGGAGGUAAUAGAUUAAUGCAGUUCCGUGAGCAGGCAGGGAGUGGGGCCCACUGCGGGACGUGCUCAGCCAAGGAGAGCAUGUGAGACCAAGCUCAGCAGAUGAGACCCUGGUGGUGUGGGGGGAGUCGUUGUUGCGCCACAAAUCAGGCACUGCAGCCCCACAGAGUGAUUCCCUUUGUCCCCAGGGAGGGACAAUCAGGAUGGGGCUCCUGGAGGAAAUCCAUUGAGCUGGACUUGGAUGGAUGAAUGAGCUUCCCCACAUAAGAGGUGGGGAAGGGAGCUCCACGAGGUUAGGGAGCCGCAUGUGCACAGGCACCAGAGGUGACAUACUUGAUGGUUUGGGGGAUCUGGGAGAAGUUGGUAUGGAUGUGUCCAGGACAUUGGUUAUAGAGCUCAUUCAGUGUCAGUCAGUAUGGAGGAGGCGAGCGACAGGCUGGGGCAGGGACACCAGGCAGGCUCCAGACAGGAGUUUUAGGUGGGGCUGGUAGGGCAGUGAGCACACAUUAGGGCACUUAAUGAAAGCUAAGCAAGUCCAUGUGUUCUAGAAUCAAUAUCGAAAACAAUCUAUAUUGUCAUAGUUUCCUUAAAAAGAAGAAAAAGAGAUCAGGCUAGAGGUGUGAGUUCUUUGGAGAGAGCCUUGAUACAGAGUUAAGAAUACAGGCGUUGCAGACCAGGAGAGCAUGCUGUAUAAUUCCACUUACACAAAACUCUAGAAAAUGCAAACGCAUAUAUAGUGACAGAAAGCAGAGCAGUUGCUUGGGGACGGGCAAGUGGGGAGGGCAGGAGGGCGAGAUUACAAAGAGGUGUGCGGUAACCUGGGGGUGCUGGAUACAUUCAGUCCCUUGAUUAUGGUGAUGGUUUCUGAGGUGUGUACAUACCCUAGAACCUCUCAGUUGUACACUUUAAAUAUGUACAUUUGGUUGUGUGUCAGCUAUACCUCAAUAAAGUCUGGAGCCAGACUUCCCGUGUUCAAAUCCCAGCUCUGCCUAACAGCUGUGUGACCCUAGGCACAUUCCCAGACCUCUUUGUGCAUACUUCCCUCAUGUAUGCACUCAUCACAUAGAAUGUGAUAGGACAAACAGGUGCUCAUUGUUAUUCUUACUAAUAACACACAGCAAAGCGAAAUCAUGUUCCAGGCUCUGGGUGCACCGUAGCAACUGUGUGCAGCUGGUUCUUUAUGCAGAGGCCCCUGGAAUGGUGCUACUGGAGCCUCAAUGUGCAUGCAGAUAUCAGGGACACCCUGUUAAUAUGCAGGUUUGGUCUAGUAGGUCUGGGGUGGGACCUGAGACUGCAUUCCCAUGAGCUUCUAGGAUGCCAGUUUUGCUGGUCCUGGACCAUACUUUGAGUAGUAAGGCGCAGACCCAAGGGAGUCUGUUCUUCUCCCUUCUGUUGCCUGGUGCCCUCAUCAGGAUGUGCCUGGCUGACAUCAGUCAGAGCUGCUUUCUCAGGAUUGCCCUUCUGGGCCUUCUAGCCCUGCCUUAUCUCUUCUGCUCCGCCUACCCGUCAGGGAUGCCUCCUCCUUCACCAUCCCAAGUUGGGCUCCAGAAAGAUGACACCAGGGAGGAGGCUGGGCGUCUCCUUCCACCCUUGCCUUUGGUCUUUGUGGGCCUGCCCUGGGCAGCGAGUGCAGGCUCCUUGGGUGGGGCUUGAGGCCAACCCGGCCUCUGCUCUGUGUCCAGCCUGCUUCACGGGACUGGGGCCUGAGGGCGGGGCUGAGUGUAGAACUUGGCUUGAUGCCUUAGGAGUGAUACUCUGUGUUUUCCAGGGACAGAGGGUCUUGCGAAUGGCCCCACUGCCGGGGGCAGAGCUGGUCCAGAGGCCGCUGCAGCUCUACCGAUACUUGCUGCGCUGCUGCCGGCAGCUGCCAGCCAAGGGCAUCCAGGAGCAUUACAGACAUGCUGUCAGGCAGAGUUUCCGGGUUCAUUCAGAUGAAGACAACCCUGAGAGAAUCCAGCAGAUUAUUAAGAGAGCCAUUGAAGAUGCUGACUGGAUCAUGAACAAAUAUAAAAAACAAAACUGAGACUCUGAGGCCCAGCGAGUGAAGCCGUCCUGAACACGUGUGAAGCUGAGAGACCUCUCUUCUUUUGGAACUCGGCAGCAGCAGCAGCUGUUUUGAAAUAAUCAUCGGCCUCAUCAGCUGAAAGAGCGAAACAUCAGGAGAGGGAGAAGCUGACUUGGCUCAGACGAUUCUUCUCGCCGCAGCCAUGUUUCCAGCAUCCUUUAUGUUUGCUCUUCCAGCCAGUAAUGAUGUGAAAUUAGGAGAGAAUAUGGUGUUUUUUUGUUUUUUUAGUGUGUUUUUUGUUUUUGUUUUUUUGUUUUUUUACUUUGCUCUGAAAGUGAUUCAUUUAUUCUGGAGAUCUCUUUACCACUCUUUGAAUCCCAAUGUAGACAUUCCCUCAGGUGGCAGCCUGUACCGAAGAAAGAGGGUGGGUCUUAGAACCAGACAGAUCUGGAUUUAAACCCCCCUCAGUGGCUUUUCACAGGUAUUGCCUUGGAGCUCAGCUUCCUCUUUUGUGAGGAUCAGAUGAGAUGGAGUUGAAGUGCCUAACACAGGGUACGGUACAGGAUAGCAGCAGUCAAUGUCCCCUCUGGAGGAACCACUCCUGCUGCACCUCCUCUGCCCCAGCACACACCAUGUCGGGUCGUAGUCAUCUCUUUGUAGCUUACUCUGUCCGGCUUGUGGCCCCUGAGCCCUCAUUGCUGUACAGUGCCUCGCCGUCUGCCAAAGAUCUGUUCCUCCUGGCUCCCACGUCUCCAUGCCCCGUCAGUACUUGCCUUCAAGCAACUUGUAGUGUUCUUGAGUUUGUAGUGUCUUUGAGGUGGUGAAAUGUGCACUACGUGGACAAGGAAGAGGGCCAAAGCAGUGGCAAUAGACACUGGUGGGUUCAGUGUCUGUGGACCCGUGACCGGCCCUUCCCUGUGUUGCCACCAUGACUAAAGAACAGAAGGGAGGGAAGGAGAGUGGGCUCCGGGAGAACUGGCCUGAGUGGAUAGGGCAGCCUGAGAUACCAAGAGAAGGCACACAGGGGCGCUCAGCCGGAGGGAUAAGCUAGCAUGUGUUUGUGUCCUUGCAAUUUUGUGACUUCAGUGACUCAGACACCUCUGUAUGUACACGUGUACACAGCUGACAAUGAAGUAAACAUAUUGGUUUGUGAACCUCGUGUCUCUUUUCAACCCACAUGCCGUUCAUUCCUAAUCACGUCUUCUCGGUACUGUGCUGUCGUACUCGCUGUUGGGAUGCAGGAGAAUCAGAUACAAAGCUGCCCAGGAGGGAUUGUUCUUCAGAGAUGACCAGGCACAACUCCCUCCGUUCAGCAACAGCUGAGAAGGUCAGAUUUGCCCCGCCAGGGUGAGGGCAAGCCGAGGGGUUUCAGGCCAGGCCAAAACUGAGCCAGUUCUCCAUCCCUACCCCCACCGCCCCUGGAGCCAGGGCAGCCCAGCCUCAGGUGGUAGGUGUGUCGUGAUCCCGGAGUGGGGUUGGUUGUAUGCCAGGCCUGUCAGGAAAGAGAGGAGUAAUGAGUAAAGGCAGGUUGGGGUUUGGGGAGGAGUUGGUGUCCUUGGUUCUUGACUGGUCCCCAGGGGUGAUUCCAUGAUCUUUAGUUGAUUGAUAGGUGCUUGAUCAGUUGUGCCGACUCACUAGGUGUCAAGACAGUGGGUGCCCAGCCCUGGAGUGAGGUGAGCUUGUGUGGGAACCACCCAGGGGUGGGGCUGGCUGCUUCCCACCGGCCCUUGUGAAGCCACGUUGGGGUCCCAAGACAGGGGAGGCAGGAUUCACACAACAGGGACAGAGAGGUGACAGGGGCACUGCUUGAAGCCUGAGAGAGCCCCUCCUGUCCUCAGCAGCUGUCCUGUGCUCUCCCCUCCGACUUCCAGCCCUGGAGCCCUGCAAGGAUUGGUAGGCCACAGCUCUUAAAUGCACAGUUGAAAGUUUAUAGAGUAGCCUCCCAAAAUUUGAAGGAAAUGAAAGCUGCUUGACCCAAGAGUCAGGCAGUGUGGUAUGAUGGAAGGUGCUCUAGAGCCAGACCUCAAUUUAAAUUCCAGCCUCGUUGCUUAGUGUGAUUUGGGGUGGCUUCAUUAACCUGUCAACCUCAUUUUCUUCACCAGAAUAGGUUGUACAUCCUUCGGCUGAUGAGAUUAAGGCAGUGCACACAGGUGGGCUGUCAGCCAUGCCACCGCCUCCCCUUGUCUUUGGAUUCCCUAGUCAUGCCCUUCUCUUUAGGGAGGUCCCGUUGUCUCUGUGGAGUCCGCUGUACAAGCACAGUGUCAGCUGGGAAGGAUCUGCUGUCUACACCUUUGCUGGUGACCUGUUUGCACUCAUGUUGCCUUUCUGGGGUUCAUUUAGUUUAUAAAAGCAAGAAAGACGCAUCUGUCGCUAGAACACUCGUGCCUCCUUUGAGAGACACCGCCACACUGGAGGCUGAUUCCUUGGGCAGUGUGGGUCUUUAGUCCUGCCACCAGCAUGUGCUCCCUGGGACAGAGCCUGCCCUGCCUGUUAUUUCCUGCCUUAGCACCCACCCUCAUUUUUACUGAGCCCUUGCUGUCUGCAUGGUCCUUCCUCUAAGGCAGUGGUUCUCAAUCUUCCUAAUGCUGCAACCCUUUAAUACAGUUCCUGUGGGUUGCGACCCACAGGUUGAGAACCGCUGCUCUAAGGACUGUGAGGCAGAAGCUCACAGUCUAGGGAAAGGUAGAUAGAUGCGGAUUGCUGGAAGGCUGAGCUAUCGUGACUUAUAGGAUGUUAUCCUAAAAUAGAUUUAUCUUUUUCUCCCAGUACUCCUUUACAUUUUUUCUGAAGGUUUUCCUUCUCCCCGUCCCAAGAUGAAAACUGGGACAAGCCUCAAAAUUUUCUGCUAAUCUUAGGUUUAAAAACCCCAAAGCUGUGGUUUAAUUUUAAGUCACAAAACAGACUCAAUUCAUUUAACUGAAAUGUCCCAUCCAGGUGAAAUAAAAUUUCAGAAGUUGAAUUAAGGUUCGGGCAUCUCCUGUCUUUCAGCUGGGAUCUUUGCUAACUUGGGGAGGAGCAUUCCAGGCAGAGGAGCAGUUUGAGCAAAGGCACAAAAAAAGCAUCUGUUCCGGGACGCCCACGCUGUUCGGUGUGGUUGAGACACUGUGGUGUGUGGAGGAGGUGAGGCAGCAAUGGGCCAUGAGAACCCAAUCCUGCAGUGCCUUGCAGGUCUUGCUAAGGAGUUUGGAACUUCUCUGGAGAGGUGACUUUGUAGUCGUUGCUCUAUGUAAUUUUCUCCCCAAUCUGAGAGGGAACCCCUGGAGGUCAGGAACCAUGCAUUGGUCUUUGUAGACUCCUCUGGGCCAGGCUCAGCGCCUGUGGCUCAAGCGGCUAAGGCGCCAGCCACAUACACCUGAGCUGGCGGGUUUGAAUCCAGCCCGGGUCUGCCAAACAACAAUGACGGCUGCAACCAAAAAUUAGCCGGGCAUUGUGGCGGGCGCCUGUAAUCCUAAUUACUUGGGAGGCGGAGGCAGGAGAAUCGCUUGAGCCCAGGAGUUGGAGGUUGCUGUGAGCUGUGAUGCCAUGGCGCUCUACCCAGGGUGACAGCUUGAGGUUCUGUCUCAAACAAACAAAAAAAAGAAUCCUCUGGGCCAGUUGUGUACCUGCUGCCCAGGCAGUGAGCCGGAAAUGUUGACUGAAUGAAAGAAUGAGAAUACCAGGCAAUCUAUGGUGUUUCUCUCUCUCUUUUUUUUUUUUUGUGUGUG